This is a messenger RNA of Ahaetulla prasina, 9612 nucleotides long. RefSeq names its product ubiquitin specific peptidase like 1 (gene USPL1). Gene Ontology annotation, biological process: protein desumoylation; Cajal body organization. NCBI's taxonomy places the organism in Eukaryota, Metazoa, Chordata, Lepidosauria, Squamata, Colubridae. The record is from RefSeq and is a predicted model, not a curated record. Gene Ontology annotation, cellular component: Cajal body. Bases 5893 to 9135 code for a protein of 1080 amino acids. Gene Ontology annotation, molecular function: SUMO binding. The transcript has 8 exons.
CGGAAGUUGCACCAGGCCUAAGCCGGCCUUGAACGCGCUGAGAACGUCGUCAGGGAAGCGCAGCGGGCGGUUUCUCCAGGGAAGAUUGACCCGGCGUGGCUUUCGCGGGCUAAGCGUGGAGACCCAAGAAGGUGAGCUGAGCCCUUAAAUCGUGCCCGGGUUACAGGUUUCCCUGUGCGGGGGGGAGGGAGCCCUCGUUUUGCUAGUCCCAGUUUUCGCCAGGUUGCUGCGUGCUCUGGCGUCACUACGAGUAACGGCGUGUUCUAUAUGUAAGUUGCCUGCGGUGCUCCAAGGGUAGAGAACCGGACUUGGUGCGUGCUGGAACACGUGUAUGCAGGUAGCUUUGGGCAUACGCAGCUAGGACGGGGAAGGAGUUUUCACCAGCAUCAGUGUUCCAAGAUGAUGCCCUGCAGCUCUGUCCGACGGCUACUUCCAGAAGUUUCUAAGACUAGCUGGGGUCUUGGAGUUGUAACUCCAUGCACCAUCAGGUGGGUGCAAACUCACCUCCCCUUUCUUUCCUUAUGGAAGCCAGGUGUUGGUUGUUAUUAGACAGCGUGGAUCUUAAGGCAGGGGUCUCCAACCUUGGCAACUUUUUGUGGAUUCCAGCUUUGCUGGCUGAGGAAUUCUGGGAAUUGAAGUCGAUAAGUCUUAAAGUUGCUAAGAUUGGAGACCCCUGUCUUAAGGGAGAGCCUGGAAUUCCCCGAAAGUAAACUCAGUUGAACUCCAUAGGAUUGAUUUCUGCACACCUGCUUUAUACAUGAGACGGAAUUCCACUGUUUUGCCAAUUCCACCAUUGAUAUGCAGUGUAUUUUUAAACAGCAACAUUAUUCUGGUUAUGGUAAACGUCUAUGGAGAUUCUCAAUCAUCCAGGUCAUGGUUGUCUCAAAGGUGCUUUUUCAAAAGGCAGCUAGACAGGUCUUUGUUUUUCCUGGAAGACAUUUCGCUUUUCGUCAGUAAAAAGUUAGCACUCACCCCUCUCCUAGAAAAAUGAAAUAUUUUGGAAAAUACAACACAAUAGGGCUCAUCUAGCAACAGAAACUCACCACAUGGCAAGGCUCAAGCAAGCUUGAGAGACAACCUACAAAGUUAGCUAAGACCCCUAGACCACCUGGGAGUUUGACAACCAAUCAGGGUACAUUUCUUAUACAGGAACAGGAAACACCAAGGUGGGGCCCCACAGAGAGUAUAAACUCAAGCACUCAGCAUCUUGUUCUCUUCUCUUCUCCUUUCUUCUCUGGUUCUUCACCCAACACCUUGAAACAUGUGAUCACCUUUUCUGUUCAGGAACUCAAGCCAUGUGAUUCCUGUCCACCAUUAAACCAUCUUUCCAAGCAGUCUCCAUAUUUCCAGUGUCUUUUUCCCCACUUGGAACUGAACCCAGAUGGACAUUUCUUCCAACACAUCCAAGAAGCUUCAUCAGUUCUAACUGGAUGGUGGUGGGAUUGGAUUGGAUUGGAUUGGAAGGAUUAGUUCUGUCGGAAAGAUCUGUCAGCAUCUGUCAGCUAAUCCUUUCAUCCUCUCAGCAUAUCCAGUCAGAACUGAUGAAGCUUCUUGGAUGAGAAGCAAAACAUCUUAAAAGGAAAAAUAAAGUCCGGUUGCCUUUUUAAAAAGCACCUUUUGAGACUAUCCUGGUUAAAAUAUUUUUAAAUUAUAUAUAGUAAUUAUAGUGACCUUGCACCAGACAUUUCCAGAGAAAUGUCUAGUUAUAAGUGAAACUUGGGAGACUUCAAUUUAAAAAAAUGAUUAUUACGGACCUCUGUUACAUGGUGCAUAGACAUGUUGAAGAAUACCUUCGCCCCCUGCUUUGUUUUUAGCAUAUGACUGGUAUGCGUUGUUUUUAUGAUACUUAAUCAUGAUAUUAGCACUUAUUUUUGUUCAAUUCUAUAUCCUUUAGUUUGGAACACUUUAUUAAGGGUACAACAUUUUCUAAAGGCAAUUUCACCACUGCAUAUUUAAUACAUGUUUCUUGGAUAUAAUGAGGAAAGACAUCGUAUUGCUUCAGUAAUGGUCAGACAAUGCUUUUAAGUGAUUAAGUGGUAAAUGCUGUAGUACAAAGGAAGCUGGAAACAGAUACAAAUAGUAUUUUGUGCUAAAUGAUUUUAAUGGUAUGAAAUUGAAUUCUUUGAAUGCUGAUUUUUUCAAUAUGCAGGUAGUCCUCAACUUACAACCACAAUUGAAACUAAAAUUUUUAUUGCUAAGCAAGAGUUGAGUUUGUCCCAUUUCGCAACCUUUCUUGCAACAAUUGUUAAUUGAAUCACUGCAGUUGCUAAGUUAGUAGCAUGAUUAUUAAAUGAAUCUGGCUUUCCCAUUGACUUGCUUGUCAGAAGUUCGCAAAACGGCAUUGCGACAUUGCGAUUGUCAUAAAUAUGAACCAGUUGCCAAGUGUCCACAUUUUGAUCGUGGGGAAGUUGCAACGGUCAUAAGUGUAAAAACGGUCAUAAGUUUUUUUUUCAGUACCAUUGUAACUUUGGUCACUAAACAAAUGGUUAUAAGUCUAGGAAUACCUGUAAUUGCUAUUUAUAUGUUUAUGGACUAUAUUGUUUUCAGUUGCACAGUGCUACUACUUAAUCCGAACUGCAGAAAACUUUCAAGGAAAUGUAAUACCCUUCAGUAUGUUUUUAUCAAUGUAUAUAUAGAAUAAUUGUACUUAAUCUAUGAACAUUUAUUGCACAGUGUAGCCAUAUUCAUUAAUCCAUAAUACUUUCAUAUUGUUUAGUACAGAAUAGGAUUAAUAGUACAGUUGUGAUUCUUUGUCAUCAGGAACAUAGGCAAAUUUAUUUCCUGUUUUAUGUCCUGUGUAUAUUCUCAUGAUAUUUAUUUGUAUAAAUACUUUAUGUGGUAAUAAACUACAUUAUUACAUAAAACUGAGUGGAACCAUUUCAGAUAGCAACUGUAAUACUAAAAUUGAUUAAACAUAUCUGAAAAUGGCAUUUCUUAACAUGCAUCCCAAACAUCAUUAGAUUGGAGCAGUGACAUUCUAACUCAUCUUUCCCGUGCCAGAAAGUGCAUUAAAGGUGAUUGGACUUUUAAUAUUUCAUAGCAUUCUUCAUGAAACUAUUGUGCAAAAAGUGUACUUGCUUUUCAUAUCGAACAACACUGUUUUUCAUUUCUUUUAAUUGUUCAUUGUGUUCUACUGUGAUAGACUGCCAACAUAUGUUAAGAAGCUCCAGUAUAGCCAUGUUGUCUAAUUUAUUGUCAACACACACACACCUCAAAACACACAAUGUACAAUGUAUAUAGUAGAAAUCGCUAUGAUUCAAUAUGUACAAGAUAAGUAUUGUCAAUGUGUUUCAGGUAGAUCCUGCUGCAGAAUAGGGCAAUAUUGCAUCUAUGUAUAAGACAGCUAAGAGUUUCACAUUUUUCACAUACAAAAAUGAGUACUGUAAGUACGGCAGCAGUAGGCAGGAUUCCUAUUUAUGGUCAGCCAAUCUAUAUUAGAGAGGUUGUUGGAGUAAUCUAUCUCAGAGAUAAAGAUAUUUAUUUCCAUAUCUAAUGCCUGGCAUUGCGUAUACAUAUACUGAAUUUCUAAGUGCCAUAGCACCAAGAACUUCAAAACCUCAGCUACAUAUUUCAAGUUCAUUUAGAUCUGAUGCUUAGUUGAAUGUAUGUAUUAAUACAUAUCCUCUGUCUUUAUCUUUUCAAAUGUGCACAGAAUUUGGAAGAUAAUUUGGAUAAGCCCAGUGUACCUUCAUAUGUAUACAAAUGUUCCUAUUUGCAUUUUUCUCCUAUAUAAUUAUUUUCAAGUUUAACAUUUUCUUUUUAAAUAGUAUAUUGAAAUCUAUAAGAUUUUCUUGGAAAUAAAAACAAGGAAAAAAAGUAUGUAUGUGUAUGCUUGUAUAUCACCAUAUUAAGACAGGUUCUAGUUCACCCUCAACCCUGGAAAAUCAUUUGAUAAAGCCAAGCUGUUUUGAGGAAACAUUAGAGGAGGGAAUGCUGUGCAUGUCAUUUUGAACUCCUGAAAGAAUGCAUGCUAUUUCAGGGAUAGCCUAUUAGAUAUUUUGUUUUAGAAUUUCAGUGGUUUGUCAUUGACCAUGUUUAUUGGAAUAGAAUCCAAAAAUAGGUGGAGGAAGCCUGUAAUUAUCUCUAGACUAUCUGAACUAAAUAGUUCUUGGUAAGUUCCAGUUCAUAUUUGAUUCUUAAGCACAUAUUCCUUAAGCACAUAUAGUUUAUAUGUGAAACAGGCAAUAGAUAAAGCUGGUUAAGGAUUCUAUGUACAUUCGUUCAUGUUCGUUAUAUGCACAACCUAAGUAUAAAUUUUAUUCAAAAUUGUUGAAUAAAACAAAUGUGGCAGUGGCAUUUAGACAUUCUUAAUUAAUGUGGCAUUAAUUGCAGUAUAUGAUAGUAUAUGGUAGUUCACGCAAUUAGUGCAUUUUACCAAAGACAGAUGGAUUUAUAUAAGUAAACACCUCAUAAGAAGAACACUUACAGAAUAGAGUUUUGGGAGUAGUAAUAAAAUAAUGAGCUCUAAAGCUUCCAAAUUAAUUUAGAUAUUUUAAGUAGUUCUCUCAGUUUUACAGGACUGAGGAAAAUAUUAUCUCGAUGUAAAUGUACUUCUUAGGUUCCUAGUUCCUCUUAUGUUUAAUUUUUGAGAUACAUUUGCUGUUCUCUUUAUUAUUUUAUAGUCCUGCAUUAUUCUACAGCCUCCCUAUGAUUAUUUGUGUCCCUCCUUCUUUCACAUUUCUUGUAGUUGCACUGCAUUAUAUAAUUCUUUUCAAAGUUACUUUCUAAAUCAGAUGUUGAAAUCCUGAUCAUUAUAUUGGAGCUCUUGUAAUGCUACACCAUAAUCAACGUUCAUUAAAGCUAAAAAGAAAAGGAUAUGAAGCUAAAGAUGUGACCACAAACCUUCCUAAGCAUAGUCCUAAAAAGCAGGUAGUAUUGUGUGCCAUCAUGCAUAAUUAUAUCACAUAUUCCUGGGAUAAGCAGCUAGAACGGGAUCAGGAUCAGCCUUCACUUGAUUGCUACGAGUCUUGAGGAAUGAAGAAGUCAACUGUCAUCAGCCUCCUGGUGUAAUUAAGUUUCUUACGGAGAGAAAAACACCACUCUCCUUCUAGAUGAGACAAGAGCUCUGCACUGAACAAACUGAGGCCAGUUCUUCCUGUGAUGCCCGGCUUGACGUUCUCUGCUUUACCCAGAAAGAUUUAUGCCAUCUCCACCUUCCCUAGUUGGUGGAAGUGCAGGACAGCAGAUUCUUCCCAGACCCUUCUUGAUCAUCAGGAAUCUUGUUCUGAAAUAGAGUGCUCUCUUCCCACUUGUAUUUAGCUUGAGUUUGUAUCUUGCUGGGGUUCUUGCAAACGGGAUUGAUUAUGGAAUCUCAAUGGGUCUCAAAAAAAGGAGCUGAGGGUAUUACUCGAGCGCCUGUGAGUUAGCGGAACAGGGCUAUUGGGCCACAUGAAGUCUAACAUACAAUGUAGGUGAUUCUUUCUGCCUAAACCUAGCGGCAUGGCAUUAAUAGGACAAAAUGUGAAGUCAUAAUCUGCCAUGCGUUUGGAUCUGAUAAAGAGCAUAGGUAGUGAUUGAAACAUUCUCUCUUGUUUGUAAACACAGAUCAAAUGCAGUAGUAUUUUAAAGAGCGUUGAGGUGAUUAAUUCACCUGUUUUGUAAGAGAUGUACAUUUCUAAGUUUAGUUAGGUGGCAUAUCUCCAUUGUAGUGUAUAUCACAUUUUCCUACUCUAUUAUUUGUUAUUUAUUUUGAUAUAUACAGUAAUUAAGCACUGCCCUCUUAUCCCAUUCCUACACAUUUCUUCUAGACUAUGCUGUCUAAGAAUUGCUAUGAGAAAAAUGCUUAUGUAACUUUUUUUCUGUUCACUUUUUAUUUUUCAGAAUAUAUGGGGAAAAAAGCCUUAGGACUUGAAAAUGUUACAAGUGACAUGGUAAUUUAGCCAGUGCCUGAGAAUGAUGGAUUCCCAGAAGAUUGGAAAUGGUUUGCAAGUGACUGAUGUAGGGACAACUGCACUCCACAUGGUGGGGUAUUUGGGAAAAAAUUGUAAUUUUGCUGAAGAAACUCCAGAUGGAUGCUGCCCAGCCUGUAAAAGGAUUGGUUUGAUGCGACAUAUAAGAAAAUACCAUAUCAAUUUUGAAGAAUCUAUUUUUCUGUGUGAAAAUCCACAGUGCAUUUACCCUCUAGGAUCUGCACCACUAAGCACUAUUAUAAUUCCCAGUGAUGCAAAAGGUUAUUCAUCUCAGGGCACUUGUGGGAAAAGAAAGUUAUUCGGCACAAACCUAUUGACCUCUUCUAUUGAACCAUGCUUAAAAUUGAUUAGGACUGAUGACUUGAUGGACACUGAGGAGACAUUCAGAUCUGAUCUUAUUCCCAACUGCGAUGGAAACAAUCUAAUUAGGACUCGGUCAGGGCAGUCUGAUUUUUCAGAAGCCAAGCAGCCAACUUUUUCUGAUGAAGCUGAAUCCAUCAACCAGAAAAUGGGCUUGGGAGCUCAAGAACACUCACCAGAAGUGCUCAGUGUGCAAACACAGCUAUUGUCAGCCCCUGAGAUGGCUCCGUCAGUGUCUCAGGAUCUGCAACAAAGCAAAUCAUCUCUGCGAGAGCCUUUGUCGCUUCAGUGGAGAAAUGCACAGGCUCUCUGCUGGUUAGAUUGUAUUCUGUCAAUACUGGUACAUUUGGAAACAUUAAGAAUUCUGACUGGACUCUCCAAAAACAUGUCGGUAAUCCAGAGCCUGCUCACAAAAUAUAACGAAGCUGCUGCACUUGUGAACACUUGCCAAAGGGAUAAACUUGCUUCGGAAGUUCCUUUGGACGUUUUGUCAAGAGCUGAUUCCCAUUUAAAUGAAAUCAGGAAUACCAUAUUUCUUGAACUUCAGCCAUUGCUUGGCUGUAAAUUUGGGGAGGAAGAAAGUCCAGUUUUUGCUUUUCCAUUACUUCUGCGGAAAGAUAGUCAUAUAGAGAAUCUCUUUCUCCAUUCUUUCUCCUGGAAGUUUGAAUGUUUGCAGUGUGGCUACCACUUCAACAAUAGUUGUCAGCAGGCAAUGACAACGUUUACAAAUAUAAUCGCAGAGUGGCACCCGCUGAACGCUGUUCAUGUUGCUCCCUGUAAUAAGUGUAAUCACACAUCUCAAAGAAGAAAAAUGGUUUUAGAAAAGAUCUCCUCACUUCUGAUGGUGCAUUUUGUUGAAGGCUUGCCACAUAACAAUUUGAUGGCCUAUUCGUUUCGGUUUCAAGAAUAUUUAUAUCAAGUAACAGCUGUGGUUCAAUAUCAGAAGACAAAGCACUUCAUAACCUGGAUCUUGACUUCAGAUGGAAUAUGGCUUGAGUGUGAUGACUUAAAAGGUUCAUUCUCCAGGAGACACCAUAACUUUGGAGUUCCUUCUGCCGAAAUACAUAUUGUCAUUUGGGAAAGAAAGCCGCCACAAAUGACCAACUGUUUGGAUUUACAAGUUGAAGAAACAAUGACAGCACAAUCAAAAACUCCAGUUAAAUACUCUAAUGAGGAAACUGCAGAGAGUGUACCUUUAACUUGUCACAAGGCAGUGGACAUGCUGAACACACAUAUAGAGGAAAUAGAAAACUUAGCAAGCAAUCAGAAAAAUAAUUUGCUUCAUGGCUUGGUCAACUUGUCUGAUGAUGUUGUAACACUGAAUCUUGACUCAGGUGAACAGCUGUUAGAAGAUAGACAUAUAGAAAAUAAGCAGAUAAUCAGAACAGGUUGCAAUCCAUUGCAGUUGAAUGGAUCAGAGUUGGAUCAGAAAGAUAUGUGCCCACUUACCCCUGAAAGAGAUACUCAAAAGAGAAGUGUCGUGUUAGGAAAUACCAAUGCUCUCGUGCAUGAAGAACAGCCAUCUAAUGCGAGUAACCUAGUUACUAUGCCAUCAGUUACGUUAAAUAAUGACAAAAUAAAUUUCUCAUCCGAAAUACUAUUACCACAAGGGGCAGAAACUGCAGUCACCUUAGUUCCAGUAGAAGAGAGCAGCAAUUACCAUCCAAAGAAUCCUCAGGAAAAAACCAGCGAAACAGAAUUGGGAAACACUGCCUUGGGAAUGUCUAAUGUUGUAGAGUUCAGUCAAGAAAUAAAAAUAAAUCCCCACAUUUCUGCUCCAUCUCCCCAAAGUCCUACUGUUCACUCAUCCAGUACAAAUGUAAUUAAACCAUCCGUAGCCAGUUGGGUAAAUGGCUUACUUGGAAAAUAUUCUUCCUUUAUCCCUAAAAGUGUGGUGGUUCCGAAUAAAUCAAGAAACUAUAAAAAAUCAAUGCAAAAAGAAACUAAUUCCGGUUCACUUGUUAGGCAAGCAGGCCACUUCUGUGGUUUCCAAAGUAAAUCUUCACAGAAAAGUAAAGAGGCAACAUUGCAUUCUUCAGGUAGAACUCUUCCAACGUCACCUCUGACUGCUUUUUCUCUUGCAAACAUCCGUGUCAAAAAUCUUGUCCCGGAUAAAAAAGGUGAAGCUGUAACUAAAAGAUCAGCUUCAUUAGAUGCUUUUACUAAGCAAGAUUUGCUGAAAAAUACCCACCAUGAAAAUCAGAAUUUUAUAUCUGUUGAAAAUACUGGGUCAUUUAUUGAUAAAACUCAUCAACUACGCUUAACACUUUUACAGCAGCUUAAGGCUAAAAAAGAGAAAUUAGCUACCUUAGAUAAACUGGUAAAAGCUAAGACAAGACACAAAAACUCUUGCAAGAAAGCUAUCAAGGACCAGACACGAAAACAGAUGGAACCCUUGCAGACUGGCUUGUUAUAUACCCAAGAAAGGCAGAUUGAUGUUUGGGACAGUAAAUCUGUUAAUUCUCAAAGCACUGACAUGUCCCAAUGCAGCAGUUCAAAUUAUGAUGACAUUUUAUCUGAGCUGCUUUUGUCUCCAGCUACAACUGUUGGUUCUUUGGAAUUUCCACAGGAAGAGGAAUGUAGAUAUCUGGAAAUGGGAGGUGACAGCUCAGACAUGCCGAUACCUAGUGACAAAAAUACCAGUUUACAGGCCAUAGAUAAUGACUGUCCUUACUUCAGCCCUGUACAGGAAAAUGGACUUGAAGACCACAGAGACCCAUCAGCGAUCAAAUCGCCUCUGAAGAAAUUCGAUUUUGAAAGUUCUGCAAAACAGGAUCUUUUGGAUGAUCUGUUUUCAUGUUCAAUGAAUUCAAUGACUAACACUGAAGACUUGCAUCACUUUGAUGAAUCGUUGUUAGCUUGGUGAAUUGUGUUUUAACAAUUUCAGUAUUUUCCUUUGGAGAGUAUAAUUUAACAUUCAACCUAAUUUGCACAUGACUUUAUUUAAAAUGAUUGUUUUUUAUGUUUAUAUUCUUAAUAAACUGGGUUUGUUUUUCUGCCUCAAAACCACUAUUCGCUGGAAGAGAUGAGACUGAUUCUUGUACAAAGUGGAAGCGAUAAUGUUUAACACUUUAAAAGCCAUUGUAAUAAAGUAGUAUUCACCUAAGGUUUCUCUCAUCUAUGGCUGAGCUAAAAAAAUGCUCUGCAAGCAUCUCUAAAAAUGUAAAAUACCAUGAUAAUCAUGGUAUGGUAGUUUCAUUUCUGAUAAAUCUCCCUUUUCAAAAGGAGGCCUGCAGGCUAAACUAAAAUUUUUAAAGAAGCCAUUUUAUUUAAAUCAUUUCCUGUAAUCCCCAAUCCUUUGAAAUGUGGUUUUGAAGUAUUAAAGCAACUUCUGAAGUUACAA